ACUCUCUCUAUCUUCUCUGUGAUGGCGCGUGAAUUCCUUCGCUGAAAUGAUUUUCAUUUCCCUGUCGUCUCGAAUUUCGAAACGAAUCUGAUAACCGCCGCACGGUUCUCUGUCUGUGGAAGCCGAAGAUGUCUCUCUCCCUAUCCUCUUCUUCCGGCGCUGCUUCUGCUGCUGCUACGAAUUCUCCAUUGCGUUCUUCGUCUUCUUCUCCGGCGAUCGCUCCGUCUUCCUCCACGACGACAUCAUGGUUCUCCGGAAUCGUUCGCGGCCGCGGCGACAAACCCAACCCCGCGAAGCUAUCGAAAAGCGCAUCCGCGACGGCAGUAGGCGGAGGAAGCGGGGAUCACGGUGGACCCAUCAAAGGGAAGAACCAAUUCCGCGGAGUUUUGUUCAAAUACGGUCCCAAAUCAAUUCAGGUGGCUUUUAAGACGGGGGAGUAUAAACAACAAGUUAUAUUUAUCGGUGGAUUAACCGAUGGACUUUUAGCUACUGAUUACUUGGAACCUCUUGCAAUUGCUUUGGAUAAAGAGAAAUGGUCACUUGUUCAACUGCUCAUGUCGUCUUCUUAUUCUGGAUUCGGCACUUCUAGCUUGAAACAAGAUGCGCAAGAGAUUGACCAACUUAUAAGCUAUCUCAUCAACAAAGAGAACUCUGAAGGUGUUGUUCUUCUUGGUCAUAGCACUGGCUGCCAGGACAUUGUGUAUUAUAUGGGAACAAAUGCUGCAUGCUCCCGAGCCGUCCGAGCUGCAAUUUUGCAGGCACCGGUUAGCGAUAGAGAGUACAAAGCAACACUUCCUGAAACACCAGCUAUGAUAGACUUGGCUGCAAAUAUGAUAAAAGAGGGCCGAGCAGAGGAACUAAUGCCUAGAGAAGCUGAUCCUUGUGCUCCAAUAUCUGCAUAUAGAUACCACUCCCUCUGCGCUUACAUGGGAGACGACGAUAUGUUUAGUUCUGACCUUAGUGAUGAUCAAUUGAAAACUAGACUUGGUCAUAUGGCUAACACACCUUGUCAGGUGAUUUUCUCCAUGGGUGAUGAGUAUGUACCAGAUUAUGUCGACAAAAAAGCACUGGUUAAUAGAUUGAGUAAAGCAAUGGGAGGAGCAGAGAAAGUGGAGGUAGAGCAUGGGAAUCACUCUCUCUCCAAUAGAGUUCAUGAAGCUGUUCAAGCCAUUAUGAGUUUUGUUAAAAGAGAAGGACCCAGUGGUUGGGAUGAUCCUUGGAGCUAAAAUAUUCUUUUUUUCAAGAUAAUGAAAAUUCUACAAAUUCCAAUGAAUUAUAUUGACUUCUUGGCUGAUUCAUAGUCAUUUCUUAUCUAUCUUGGAUCACGAAAAGAGUCGUUUUUGACUUCUUGUCAUAUAAUCCCCAGAUUCUUUUGUUGCUUCAUCUUUGUCUGUAUAUAAAAUUAUCAUUGCCCUGUUCUAAUCAGAGAGCUAGUUACUC
Molecule: messenger RNA, 1440 nt
Organism: Eruca vesicaria subsp. sativa (arugula)
Lineage: Eukaryota; Viridiplantae; Streptophyta; Magnoliopsida; Brassicales; Brassicaceae
Source: the annotation of a GenBank genome assembly